UAACAGCUGAUAAAUGCAUUCGUUGUUGGAAGCCAAAGUUUGUUUAGCGGCCACAGUCUUUUAUAGCUUGAUUUAUUCAGAAAACGUAUUGUAAUUAUAAGCCUGGCGAUAAAAGGAAAACACCACUGUAUUAUGGAUGCAGACAGUGAUCUCUCCGAGGGUGUUGGCUCAUUGCGUAUGUCACUGCGGGAACGACCACGCAAACAACAGUCUGACCGCCGAUUACGCGAACGAUCCGAAGAUCUCAAGUUCCUGGAGGAUUUCGAUCCUGAAAAAUCAAACCGCGAAAAGCGUAAGCUAAAACGAAAGCUGACUAAUCCUCGUUCCUCAGUUUACGACGAAUAUGGCCAUUUGCGACAUAAUGGUAUGGAUAUAUGCGACUGCUUGGCAGAGAACUGCCCCGGUUGCUGGUAUGAGUGUAAAAACUGUGGAUCAACACGAUGUGGCGUGCAGUGUCGCGUAAAUAGGAAACAAUUUGUUGACGAAAUAACAUUUGAUGGUAAAGAUGUCGUAAUUAAGAAUAAAUUUAUAAACUAAAAAACAAACAGAUUUUAAACGAAUAAAUGCAUGGUUUUUUAUGUAAAUCGCGUAUUGCAGUUGUAAGACUUUUUUACCAUUUUUCAACUGUUUCAAUACGUAGUUUUAAUUGUAAUGUAAUAUGUAAUGUUUAAAUUAAAUGAUUACCCAAA
Molecule: messenger RNA, 689 nt
Organism: Anastrepha ludens (Mexican fruit fly)
Lineage: Eukaryota; Metazoa; Arthropoda; Insecta; Diptera; Tephritidae
Product: ARL14 effector protein
Exons: 1
Coding region: 133-537 (134 amino acids)
Cellular component (GO): intracellular membrane-bounded organelle
Source: RefSeq, a predicted model, not a curated record